UGUGGACAGGCUGUGGCAACUGGAAGCGGCGAGACCCCUGGAUCUGCCCUGCAGGCUCUCUGCUCUGGGGCUGAAUCUGCCCUGCAGUCCUGUUCCUUCCAGUCCUGCUCCAGCUGUGCUGCCAACAAGUCCACAUCCGUGACUGUUGUGUGUUCAGGUGGUGUGAGGCUUGUAAAUGGACAGCACAACUGUACUGGAAACGCACAGAUCUUCCUUGACGGGACAUGGAUGUAUCUUUAUUUAUCAUUCUCCUACUAUUAUAUAUAUUGGUAUUCCAGCAAUUCUGUAUCAGCCAGACUGUGCAGUCAGCUGGGAUGUGGAAAUUUUUUGUCAUUGAGCUAUAACACCAUUGGAAGCACAAACAUUUUGGAAGCCCGAUGCACUGGAGGAGAAUCUGAUAUUAGAGAGUGCAUCCUUUAUUUUCAGCGUGGUGGUACCAGCAUUAGUACUCUGACGUGUUCAGGUUCUACCAUUUCAGCGACAACCCAACCCCAAACUACUGAAACAACAGCAUUCGUAAAGGACCUUGAGGCUCUACUCAACAACUCAAAUGGACAAGUAACAAAAGUGUUAAAUGACCUACUCAGUUACUUGUGGAACAGUACUAAUCUCUCAGAGGGGAAAGCAGAAACAUUUUUGAAUUUUGCAUUUGGGAAUUUCUAUAAUCGAUCAGAUAAUGUCACUGACAACAUUGAAUCAGCAAAUAUUCUCCUGGAGAUCUCUGAAACUAUAGCAUCUCUCUUGAUUGAACCAAACGCAACGUAUUCAAAUAAGACUUUGAAAACACAAUAUUUAGAGAUUAGAGUAACAGUGGGAUCGAACACCAGUCAAAUUCUUCCACUGGUGGCUAAUGGAAAUGAAAUGAAAAUGAAUUCCAGUAUUACGCAAAAUAACGGUUCAGUUUCAGCAACCUUAAUAUCAUAUGUUGAAAUGGAGAACAUCAUGACAGCCCGUUACUUCAAAAAAGAUAAUGGGGCUAAGAUGUUCUCAAGUGUUACAGAAGCAUUUUUGAAGCAAAUACCUGCCAUGGAACCCAUUAAUCUGACAGAACCCAUCAUUUUUCUACUAAAACACAAUCAGAUGAAACCACAAGAUGGGAAUGUGAUAUGUGUCUACUGGAAUGACACAGGAAUGGAGAAAUUCUGGUCUGAAUUGGGCUGCACAGCGACUUACACAGAUGAGAAUUACACCGAGUGCAGCUGCACUCAUCUGUCCAUUUUUGCCCUAAUUCUACAAGUGGACGAUAAUGAAACGAAUAAUGACCUGACAAUGAUGAGCAAAAUUUUUGAGAUAACAGGCCUGGUCUUCUUUGCCUUGGCAAUUAUCACCUUCGCUCUCACAAGUCAGACGUCAAAGGUCAACAACACAUCACGUCUUAAUCUCUGUAUCAGCCUUUUCCUGGCUCACCUCCUCUUCUUGACUGGGUCAGACAGAACGGAGAACCAGGUCAUCUGUUCAGUUAUUGCUGGGUCACUGCAUUUCCUCUUCCUGGCCAGUUUUGCAUGGAUGUUUUUAGAGGCAGUACAACUGGUUUUGCUGAUGAGGAAUCUGAGGAAAGUGGAGGUCCUUAGGAAACAAGGUCUACCCUAUGGAUACCUGCUAGUGUUUGGGUACUUGUUCCCUGCAAUUAUAGUGGCAAUAACAGCAGGUCUGUUCCCUGAGGGUUAUGGGGAUCAAAAUCAGGCCAAGACCCAGAGACAGGAGGCCAACUACAUUUCAUUUUUGAUGAUUAUUUGGCAUCUUUAUUUUGUUCUCGGUUUGAUUCAGCAAGACCUUUCUACCAUAAAGGAUGUCAGGAUACUAGUUUUGAAAAACUGUGUCCAGUUUGCCAUACUGGGCUGCAGUUGGGUGCUUGGUUUCUUCCCAGAAGUGAAAAUAUUUGCUGUCCUGUUCAUUGUGAUCAAUUCUCAGCAAGGGACCUUCAUCUUUCUUGUUUACUGCCUGUUCAACACACAGGUACGAGAACAGUACAAAAAGUGGUUUGGAUGCUUCUUUCAUAAAAAGAUAACUGAACGAACAGACACCCAAACUCAAAGUUUGUCCUGAACAAUGCAUGUCAUUGUAUUUUUAUAGAAGGAGACUGGACUAAGCCAAUAUUUUCAUUUUAC
Molecule: messenger RNA, 2108 nt
Organism: Scleropages formosus (Asian bonytongue)
Lineage: Eukaryota; Metazoa; Chordata; Actinopteri; Osteoglossiformes; Osteoglossidae
Product: adhesion G protein-coupled receptor E1-like
Exons: 15
Coding region: 229-2046 (605 amino acids)
Biological process (GO): cell surface receptor signaling pathway; adenylate cyclase-activating G protein-coupled receptor signaling pathway
Cellular component (GO): plasma membrane
Molecular function (GO): G protein-coupled receptor activity
Source: RefSeq, a predicted model, not a curated record